Messenger RNA from Trichoplusia ni (cabbage looper), 1123 nucleotides. RefSeq names its product homeobox protein DBX1-A-like (gene Dbx). The record is from RefSeq and is a predicted model, not a curated record. Gene Ontology annotation, biological process: regulation of transcription by RNA polymerase II. The coding region runs from base 187 to 852 and encodes 221 amino acids. Gene Ontology annotation, molecular function: DNA binding; DNA-binding transcription factor activity, RNA polymerase II-specific. NCBI's taxonomy places the organism in Eukaryota, Metazoa, Arthropoda, Insecta, Lepidoptera, Noctuidae. The transcript has 4 exons.
UUUUUUAAAUUUUUAUUUUCAUCUUGUCACAGCACGUUUUCACAUGAUCUUAUACGUAAUUUAUCACUGACACAUCUCUUUAGGAAACGGCCACAAGUUGGUUACAAUCAAAAAUAGAUUUUCCAUUUUUAGCCGAACUUUAGACUAAAAUCUGUCUUUUUCUUUACAGAAUACCGGCAGCCUAUCAUGGGCAGUCCAUGGCCUAUUGCGAAGCCUAUCGCCAGCAGGCCUAUUCCAGUACAGCAUCAGCACCUUCAACACCUAUUGGCUCACUGCCAUCAUCCUUACUUAGUACGACCGGCGCAAGCGCAUACACAGGUGUUCCCUCUGCCCGGCGGCUUCCCCUGGGCGCAUAGUUCCAGAGGUAAACCCCGUCGCGGCAUGAUGCGACGCGCUGUCUUCUCAGACCUGCAGCGCAAGGGUCUAGAGAAGAGGUUCCAGGUUCAGAAGUACAUCUCGAAGCCAGACAGGAAGAAGCUGGCGGAGAAACUUGGACUUAAGGAUAGUCAGGUAAAAAUCUGGUUCCAGAACCGCCGUAUGAAAUGGCGGAAUUCAAAAGAGCGGGAACUGCUAGCAUCUGGCGGGUCUCGAGAACAGACACUACCGAACAAGAACAACCCACACCCAGACCUAUCAGACGCAGAGGCAGACAAACAGAAGCUAUCGCCACUGCCAGAAGACCAGGAAGACUUAAAAAAAGUUUACGCGACAACUUCAAAUGAAUUUCGAGGUUAUGAAGAUAAGAUGGCGGGUGGGCAGUUGUUUUCCCGCGAGAUUCCGUUUCAGAAUAUGGAGGAAGAUGAUUUUGAGAGUGACGCAAGCGCUAGUGAUGAAGAAAUUAAUGUAACAUGACGUGUUUUAAUGUUAUUGUAAUUUAAAAUAGUUUUGUAUAUUUUGUUAGGAUCAUUGGGUGGGUGGUUGCCAACAUGACAACAAUUAGCAAAGUGUAGGACUAUUUCUCUUUGUUUUAUUUAACUGUCAAAAAUUUUGCAUGGCGUCUUGCAUACGACUGUAUGUUUGGUAGUUGGCAGAAUGUUAGUGAUCUUGGACUUUAAAUUUAUAACUUGCUUUUUUGUUUGCAACAACUAGCUUGUUUAAUAGUAAAAUGCAAUUAAAUUAAAUU